AUGGACGACCAGGGUAAGGCAGGUGCAUUGGCUGGCUAUUUUGGCGGUGUACACCGAACGGACGACAGUAUUCCGAGAACCUUGGAGCUAGGAACAUCCCCGCCAGAUAUUGGGGAGCUUCAUUUAUCGGACGAGAUAGUGCGGCAACACUUGGAGGACCUAGAAGUCCAUAAAGCGGCUGGAUCAGAAGAGAUUCAUCCUGCCAUACCCAAGCCUAUAGCUGACAUCCUCGCAGGACCGGUGUAUAAAAUAUUCAUGCUUCAUUAG
Molecule: messenger RNA, 267 nt
Organism: Echinostoma caproni
Lineage: Eukaryota; Metazoa; Platyhelminthes; Trematoda; Plagiorchiida; Echinostomatidae
Source: the annotation of a GenBank genome assembly